Aplysia californica (California sea hare) is the source of this 2385-nucleotide messenger RNA. RefSeq lists its product as uncharacterized. The record is from RefSeq and is a predicted model, not a curated record. NCBI's taxonomy places the organism in Eukaryota, Metazoa, Mollusca, Gastropoda, Aplysiida, Aplysiidae.
UCGUGUCGCGAACGCGCGCCUAGGCUUCGCAGCGGCGACUUCACCAAGUCUCCUUGGUAGAAGUAAAAUGCCAGAACUCGACCAGAUUUGUGAACCUUCUUUUUCUCUCAUUCUUGUUAACGACAGACGCUGUUGCUUAAUAACCUUGUUAUGUGUGAUUCGCCAGGGGGUACAGACAUCCGUGGCUCUUGCCAUUUUGUGACAAAACAACAAACACAUUGUUUGGAAACAUCGAUAUUGUGAGAGGAAGUGAAACAAUUUGUAGAGAGUUACAGAAACACUUUUCCCCUCAACUCGUUCUGUUUGACAUUAACAAUCGGAUACUCUUUCUUCCUUCUGUUUAGCUCGUGUGUUCCAAAAGUGGUUCUUGAGAGUUCAUAUCCGUGUUAGUCAGCUGCUCGUGUGUCUGGGCGUGUGUUUGCUGUUGUUUUCCCCUCCUGGAAAGGAUGAGUGUGUUGUUGCUUUGCUGUGAGUAAGGUUAUCCUGACGCAAAGCUUUUGUUUGACUCGUUGUUUGACGAAUCGAAAAUCAAGACUGGUUUGGAACGACAACAAAAUAAAUUAUUUCUGGAUAAUCUGCAAAAGGCAGGUUCCGAUCUUGUCCCCACUUGGCGUCCGUCGUUAACUCCUCUCAGGACUCCCCGGGCAGCGAUAUGGCUCCCAUCACGGAUCACGAGGGGAACAUCAUCCACACCACUCCCGCCACACAAAACACUCUCCAGGUGGACGGACUCAAACCAGAGCCUGGAGGCGUCCGCUCAGCUGUAGCAACACCGACGCCCCCUUCGACCCCCGGAAGCAGUCGACGUAGGGAUCCAAUGACGUCAUCAUUCGCGUCCAGGUCUCAGAGCCAGAGUAACGGCGUGUCCCCGGCGUCCACACCAAAACUUUCCCGGCGUUCUAGAGCGGAUACUGGUGGUGGUGCCGGAAGCAAUCACAUCCCGCGGACCUACUCUGCUGACAGUCAUGGGUGUAAGGAUGACAGUGACAGCGCUGACGGUGCGGGAUUUUUCGCCCUCGGUGGCCAGCCUUUCAAGGACGAUAACGUCCUGAAGAGGUUUCAAGAUGCCACUUCGCCUAGGGACACCGGUAGCACCAGCCACUUGCCUUUCGGAGACAGCCUGGACCUUCUAGAUGCUGACAGGCUGAGUGACACUGAUGAUGCGUCUUCCAUGCAUGUGACGAGGAGACAGGCACGCCAUCAUCACCAGCUGGAGCAACAUCACCACUAUCAGGACACUAGUGAUGACAGCGUGGAUAAGUGUAACCGCUGGCUUCAGAGUCUAAAACUGAACAAGUCAGACAAGAUCAAAUCAAGAAGUCACAUUCAACUUCCACCUAUAUGAGUUACGCUGCGGUACUAAUGGCUCCAAGUUUUGCAAUUAUUGUGCUACAAUAUACGUAUUAUGGGUCCAGUGCAUAGGUCAUCCAUUGAAAAAAGGAAACGGGUAAAUGGAGAUAAAUAAUGUAUUACAUGAGUUGCUGUGGUAGAUAUGAUUUAUCCUACGGGUGAAAUUGCCAAGUUGUAUUCAUGAGCAAUUCCUCAAGUAGGAUAAAUCAUGGUCUACUACCAUAACCAGUGUAAUAAAUGUUUAUACCAUACUGGUAACAGCGGGCGAAAUAGAUCCGUACCAACAAAGUUCAAAUGAACAGCCAAGUAGACAUGAGGAUCUAUUCAAGAGUCUCACUUAAAAACAAAAUGUUCAUGACCGUCGGAGUCAGAGUGAGGAUUUUAAAGAUCUAGAUUGCUUUCCUUUAUUUUUAGCCACGCUCAUUUACAUGUUGUGCUAUCCGUAUGUCUCUCUCCGCGAAAUAAACCCCAAACGAAACAAUAAUAACGCAAGCAUAGGCAAAGCAAGCAGAAAACGUAAGAUUCCAAGUUAAAAAAUUAAGAAACUGCGUUUAUAUGACAUGUUGUUGUGGGAAUAGAGAUUACUUUGAUUUUAAACUUUGCAAUCAAAACAAACCAAAGGCUAGGAGUUAUUUGCUAGCAUAGACGUGUGCAGUGCACAAAAUACAUCAAAUGCACUCUGACGUAAUCCCGGUUCUCUAUACUGCGCACCAUUUGACUCAGUUUGGAUCAAAUUUAAGGGAAACGUAGAGAGUUGUGCCUACUCUCUACUACUAUAGGGACGGUGGGAUACUGGGGUUUGGCACUUCAUUUUUUACAGGGGGAAAGAGCGGCUACCGUGACAAAGCACGAUCUAGGAAUAUUAUGAUUCAAGUCUAUACUUUGCUUAUAGCUACAGUGGGAUAGAAGGCGGAUAUAGUGCCCGGAAUAAUAUUAAUAUAUGCAUUUUUUUAAAAACUUCACGUGUGAGAGAUAUCAGCUUAGCCUAUAUAUCACGUAAGGGUUUAUUUCACCGUAAUAGCAAUGCUAAAAAAA